AUGGGCCAGGGUACAUCAUAUGAGAACUAUGAGCAGAAGAAGGCGCUCAGCCAGUUCGAGAUGGAGGCGCUCGUAAAGAGCAAACGAGAGGGGAAGAACAAGGAUGUGUUCAUCAUCGACGUGCGUGACAAAUUCGAGGUGGACCAGUAUGGUUCCAUCCCGUUCUCUGUGCACAUCCCAUCGGGUGAAGUGCGCCAGGCGUUUCGCAUGAACGCGGCGGAGUUCCAGGGAAAGUACAACUCCCGCAUGCCGCGCAGGUCCGAGAAGAUGGUGUUCUACGACCAGCGCAGUGGCCGUGCCGCAACAGCUGUUGAGGUAGUGGAGCGGUUGGGCUACAAGAUCGCAACAUAUUUUUCGGAGGGGUUUCAUGGGUGGAGUCAGAAGGCUGAGCGGACACCCAAUGAGGAUCUUUGA
Molecule: messenger RNA, 414 nt
Organism: Trypanosoma grayi
Lineage: Eukaryota; Euglenozoa; Kinetoplastea; Trypanosomatida; Trypanosomatidae
Product: putative heat shock protein 67B2
Exons: 1
Coding region: 1-414 (137 amino acids)
Cellular component (GO): mitochondrion
Molecular function (GO): thiosulfate-cyanide sulfurtransferase activity
Source: RefSeq, a predicted model, not a curated record